Messenger RNA from Exophiala bonariae, 1932 nucleotides. RefSeq lists its product as uncharacterized. The transcript is spliced from 2 exons. The coding region runs from base 1 to 1932 and encodes 643 amino acids. Gene Ontology annotation, molecular function: ABC-type transporter activity; ATP hydrolysis activity; ATP binding. NCBI's taxonomy places the organism in Eukaryota, Fungi, Ascomycota, Eurotiomycetes, Chaetothyriales, Herpotrichiellaceae. Gene Ontology annotation, cellular component: membrane. The record is from RefSeq and is a predicted model, not a curated record.
AUGGAUCCUUCUUCAAUCGAAGCCCCUCCAAUGGAAUCCAAAACUUGUGUUACCAAGGAACAGGAUCUGGAGUGCGGACUGACUACCAAUGCUCUCUUCGUCAACGAUACAGUCCAUACUCUGUCUUGGGAGAACCUUAGCGUUCAUGUUGAGGAUCGGAAGAGCAAAACGCCAAAAGCAAUUUUGAGCUCGACCUUCGGCCAUGUUGAGCCAGGAAAAGUUCUUGCACUCAUGGGGCCCAGCGGAUGUGGCAAGACUACUAUGCUCAAUGCUUUAGCUCAUCGUCUUGUUUCCACCAAAAUGAAAUUGACUGGCACGAUACAUGUCAACGGUCAAUCCACAACAGCUUCUAAGCUCAGUAAUGUGGCAAGAUACGUCGAGCAGGAAGAUGCUCUAGUCGGAAGUUUGACUGUCAAAGAAACUGUGGAUUUUGGAGCCCGUCUCGCCCUGUCUCAGUCUAUUUCAAAGACUGAACGCAACCAGCGUGUUCACGAUGCUCUUCAAUCCUUCGGCAUACUGGAGCAAGCGGACUCAGUCAUCGGUACUCCCCUACGGAAAGGCAUCUCAGGGGGGCAGAAGAAACGAGUUAGCGUUGCCAGUCAGCUUGUCACAUCUCCGAAGAUUCUGUUCCUAGAUGAACCAACUUCGGGCCUUGACUCCGCAGCCUCUCGAGAAGUGAUGUCUUACAUCACUAGUCUCGCCAAAGAACUCAACUUAGUUGUUGUCAUAUCAAUUCAUCAACCCUCAACCACAACCUUUGAACUCCUCGAUCAGAUUAUGCUUCUAUCAGCUGGGAAGACUUGCUUCUUUGGUCCACGAGGUGACCUUGAAUCAUACUUUGACACAAUCGGUUAUCCAAUCCCCCUCCACACGAACCCUGCUGAAUUCUUACUCGAUCUGGUCAAUGUUGACUUCGCGAAAGACAGAAGUGCAGCUAAAGAACACCUUGAAAAAAUUCACAACACUUGGGCUACUUCGAGCAAAUCUCAAAAUGUAAACCGGGAGGUGUUGUCACUCAGCCAAAACAAUACAGGAACAUUGCAAGUUGAGAAUACAAGCAGGCCAAACAUGGCCACUGUCACAUGGACAUUGCUUCACCGAGCAUUCAUCAAGUCCUACCGAGACAUGAUAGCAUAUCAGAUUCGCAUAGCCAUGUAUACAGCACUUGCUAUUAUGAUGGGAACUGUCUGGUUGAGGCUUCCGUAUGAACAGACGUCCAUCCAGACGUGGAUAAACGCCAUAUUCUUCAGUGGAGCUUUCAUGUCAUUCAUGGCAGUGGCUUACAUUCCUGCCUACGUGGAGGACUUGCAAAUGUUUCGCAAAGAAAGAGCCAAUGGGCUCUACGGCCCCUUUCCUUUCAUGCUGGCAAACUUCCUUAUCGGCAUGCCCUAUCUGUUUCUCAUAACAUUCUUGUUCAGUGUUAUUGCUUAUUGGCUAGCCAACUUUCGCCCGAGUGCGGGCGGCUUUUGGAUGUUCACGUUAUACCUAUUCUUGGACCUGCUCGCCGCGGAAGGUCUUGUUAUUCUUGUUACGAGCAUCAUGCCAAUCUUUGUCGUAGCAUUGGCUGUUACAGCAUUCGCGAAUGGUUUGUGGAUGUGUGUCGGAGGCUUCCUUGUGCCCCCGGGGACUCUAAACGUCUUUUGGAAAUAUGUUUUCCAUUACAUUGACUAUCAGGCCUGGGUCACGGAAGGCCUCAUUAUUAACCAAUUCAAGACAACCAUUUACGACUGCGCCCUUGGUAGUAAUGGAAGCUAUAACUGCAUGUACCCGAGUGACUUGAUGUCGGAGGGAAAGAUCAGAGGUACUGUUGUUGUUGAUGCAUAUAGGUACAGCAGCAACGACACCCAUGGAAAAUUAAUUGGUAUCAUGGUGGGAAUCAUUGUUGCAUAUCGUGUGUUCGGCUUUGGUGUACUUGUACUCAAGAGAUACUAA